AUGAAAGUCAAAGAGUUGGAGAAGUUUGCUCAUUCGGCCUGGUCACCUCUUUCAUGCAAUCGUACUUAUUUGGCAACUGUCACCGCAGAAAAUGAUCGCGAGGCAACUGACUCAAAUAUAAAUACUAGCAUGACUUCUCCAACAUUAGAUAUUUAUGAAUUCAAUGUUAAAGAAAAUAAUCUGUCUAUGCAAAUGAAUAUUAGUUUACAAAUUAAACAAAAAGCCACAAGUUUAUUAUGGACAGCACCUAUUAAUAAUGAUCAUUUAGACAUUGGUUUGCUUAUAAUUGGUUCAAUGUCAGGUAGUUUAUAUCUAUAUGAUAGUCAAAAACUAAUAUCUAUGAGUCAAAAUAGAACAUCUUCACAGAUUACUACUAAUACUAUUCAUAAACCCUAUCAUAUUAAUACCAUCGAUACUAUUAUUGAGAAUAAUGAAAAUGAUAAUUCUAUAAUGUCAUCUUGUCAACAAUUAUCAUCUAUUUAUAUUACUGAAAAUAAUAUGUCAAAUUAUCUGUAUACAUCACGUGAAAAUAUUCAUAAUAAUGUUGUAAGAAGUUUGGAUUUCAAUCGAUUUCAAACAAAUCUUUUUGCUUCAGCAUCAAACGAUGAAGAAAUAUUUAUUUGGGAUGUUGGAAAAAUGGAACAUCCAAUGUCCCCUGGUUCAAAAAUACAACCUUUAGAAAAUGUAAAUCAAGUUGCAUGGAAUCCGCGUGUUCAACACAUAUUAUGCUCAACUAGCAUUGGUCGUUGUGUUAUAUGGGAUUUACGUAAAAGUGGACCAGUUUUACAACUUACUAAAACAAUGUGUCAAUUAGAACCACAAAUGAUGGCAUGGAGUCCAGAUGUUGCAACUCGUUUGUGUAUAGCUGAUCCAAAUAAUCCAAAUGCUAAUGUUCAAUUAUGGGAUCUUCGUUAUCCAAAACAUAUGCUUUGUUUAUUAAGUCAUUGGCCACCAUUAUUAUCAUCUAAUUUGAAAACAACUAACUUAUUAAAUAAUUAUGCAUUAGGGAAUGCAGGUACAGUAAAUUCAUUAUGUUGGGGUAUACCAGAAUGUCAAAAAUCAAUGAAUAAAUCAAAUUUCUAUGAUAAAGAUAUGAUUGUUAUGACAAUUGGUGCUUCUGGUGCAUUACCAACAUUAAACGCAAUACCGGAACCAAUAUUUAUUGGUCGUUUAGAAGGUUUAGAUGAUCAAGAAUUAGUUAGUCCAUUAUUAUGUUUUAAUACAUUACCAACAAAUGCUUCUGUUCAAUGGAUACCAAAUCAUCCUAAUUUAAUAUGUGUUACACAAUCAGAUGGUUGGAUAACAGUAUAUAAUUUAUUAAGUGGUAUAAAUAAACAAAUUGAACAAAUAAACAUUGAACGAUAUAAUAAACAAUGUAUAUUAGCGAGAAAUUCAUUAAAUUUACGUAAUUCACAUAAAGUAGCUGAAGUAUUUCAUAAUGAACAAUUAUUAAUGGAUUAUAAUAAUACUGAUAAUACUAUUAUUCCUACUACUAUGAAUAAUAAUAAUAAUCUUCAAUCAGAUUCAUUAUAUCCUGUAUUUAUGAAUGAUCCGAAUGUGAAUAGUAUUGAUAAAGAACAAAUCAAUUCAGGAUCAGAUCAGUUAUUAUUAGAUAAUCAUAAUUCUAUGGAUUCAGUAAAUCUUUCAUUACCUCAACCUAUGCCAUUAUUACGUGUUGCACCAAGUUGGUUGAAGAGACCCUGUGGUGUCCAUUUUGCUUUUGGUGGAAGACUUGUCACUUUUUCAUCUUUAACAAAUCUUCAAUCAAAACGUACUCGUACAAAUAGUUCAAUGAGUAGUUCAAAACGAACUGAUCCAAAUAGCCGAUCAUCAGAUAUAGGAAGUAUUGAACAAAAUUCAACAGUAGGAACAGUACCUGAUCAAAAUCAUUUAAAUUCUACAGAAUUUCAAUCAUAUUAUGUUUUUAUUAAAUGCAUUGAUGUAUUUCAACUGGAACCAUCAUCAUCGCCAACAGUACAACUACAUUCUUCUGUUAAUAGCAAUACUAAUGGAUCAGAUGAUCAGUGGAAGAAUUCUAUACAAGAUAUAAUCGAAUGUUUGAUUAGUGUACUUGAUUGUCCCAAUGAUUAUUUAAGUACAGUUUGUGAAAAUGCUAAAGCUUUAUUCAAACCGAUGCUUAGUAAUAAUAUUAAUAAUAAUCCGUCGCUAACAAAUGGUCAAGAUCAUUUGGAUUUAUGGAAUGUAAUUCAAGCUCGUUUAGAUAAAUCAACUUCAGUAAAAUCAUCAUUGUCCAAUUUGUUAGGCUACAGUAAACAGGAUUUUCAAGGUUUCAAUGAGUCUACACCUUCUCAAUUGUUGGAUGCGUUGAAAUAUGCUCUAGUUACUAAUGAUAUUCAAACAAUUAUUCAAUUAUGUUUACAUCCCAAAUUUUCAUCAUUAUCUCUGCCAAAUCUUUCUACAUUAAGUAUUUUCGCUAUUAUGUUAACUGAUUUACAUCGUUCAAAGCAAAUAGAAUUAUAUGAAGAUGUAAAAUUGAAAUUAUAUCAGACUUUAAAUGAAAUCUCAUUAAAUAAUCAUAUCAUUUAUGAUCCAAUUUUAAAUUCUAUCAUAAUGUUAUUUAAUUGUGUACUAUUACGUACAAAUUGGUUAAAUAUUAUUGAAAAUUGGCCAUUAUCAGAUUGGAAAACUAUAUUAACAGCAUUGAUUAAUCAUUUAUGGGAUCAAGAUAUUGAAUUAUUGAGAAAGUUAUGCUCGAUUUUCGCUAAACGUCUACUGGAUAAUACAACUAACGAUAAUAAUAAUAUUAAUAUUACUUCAUUUGAGUCUGGAUUAGCUGCAUGUAUCUGUUGUAUUAUUGGUGAUGAUCUUGAUCAUUUAACAGAAUGUUGGUUACGUUUAAAUAAUAUAAAUGAAAAUCAUUUGGAUGAUUUAAUAAAAUGUUUGCCAUUAGCAUUACUACUACUCUUCUUAUUUCGUUUAUCAUCAUCUACUGGAAUUAAUCAUUGUACAAAUAAAUCAAGUCAAUUAUUAAUUCAUCUUACUAUAUGGUUAAUUGAAACUAGAUUUGAUCAUAAUAAUAAUAAUGGAUCAAAUGAACAGAUUAGUUUACUUGCUUUAAAUUUAUUAACAAAAACUUUAUCAAUUGUUGAAUUAUAUUCACAAACAAUGAAUAAUUUAAUUGAUUUAAGACAUCGUAUUUGGUGUAAUCUAAGCAUGGAACAACAACAACAACAACAACAAAAACAACAAAUAUUAUCCAAUGAAUUAUCUCAACAAUUUUUAUGCCCAUAUCCACAUAUACAAUGUCAUUGUGAUCUAUCAAAGGCUAAUUCAUCCACAGAAAUACAAUCAUCUUUAUUUAUUAAAACAACUAAUACUAAUUAUUAUCAACCACAACAGUCAGUAAAUUAUCCAUCUUUAUCUAAUCAAACAAUGCAAUGCACAUAUCAGUCAAAAAUAAAUCAAAAUCAAUUUUAUGAACAAAAUAAUCUUGAUAGUUUCAAUUAUCCAACUUUUUCUUCAUCUUCUACUAAUUGUUUGUCGUUUAAUGAUAGUGUUGUUGGUGUACAGACCAGUAUAUCUGGACAAAAUAAAUCUACAUUCAACUUUUCUCCGCCUAUAUCAUCAUAUAACGCCGAUGUACUGCCAUCACUUACUUCUCCUGUUCCAUCCACAAUGUCAUCAUCCUCCUCCUCAAAUAUUUACUCUCCACUGGGUUUACCACCUGUAAAUUCAAUAAAUCAAUCGAAUCUAUCAUCGGCUAGACAAUUUCCACCUGUUGUCGCACCACCUCUACUAGAUGCCAAUUAUAACAAUAAUAAUAGUAAUAAUAGAAACUAUCCUGUAAUGAACCAUCGUUAUGUACAACCUCCAAAUAAUAAUCUAUUAGGAACAGAUUCAGUUUCUGGAAAUAGUAUAUCGAAUGUGCUAAAGCCGCCAUUGCCUGCAACACUAGCAUCACCAACACAAUCAGCCCAAAUGAGUACAACCUUUGGGCAUAACUUUGGUGGAUCAAUGCCUCCUAGUUUUCAAUCAUUAAACAAUGUGCCUUAUGGUAUGAUAACACCUAUUCCUCAGUUCAACGUCCAACAACAACAGGAACACAUUCAACAACACAUGCCACCGCUACUACCAGCACCGAUGCCGAUACCACCACCACCACAAACACAGCAUCAGUCAUCAGUGAUAUCACCAGGUUGGAAUGAUCCGCCUAUCUUAACAACUGAUAAACCACGUCAGACAACUGUUUCACACAACCCUUAUUAUAAUCCUAUGGAAUUUAUUAGUUCACCUUUGCCUCAACCGAAUAAUUCCGUAUCACCUUCGAAUUUUCCUCAACCAAUGAUGGAACUACACACUACUCCUUCAAAUCCUCCUUUACCACCAGGUUGUCCUGCUACUGGAUUAAAUGUAUAUCAACCUGCGCCACCACCAAUUCAAAAUUCUAUCUCACCUAUAAAUGCUGAUAUAAUUCAUCCUCAGCAGCAACUACAGCAGCCCUUGCCACUGUCAUCGACACAUAUUCAACAGCAAUCAUUAUCAUCAUCAUUCUUGGGACCGCCUGUUCAACAGCCAUCGUAUCCACAAGUACAAGGAGUAUAUCAUCAACAAGAACAGUACCCAAAUUAUUUCCAACCACCGAUUGAACAAAAUUCUCAGUUUUGCACUAUAUCGUCAACACUACCACCUAUGUCAUCAGUUGUUCCACCGAAUUCCUACACCGAACUUAAUCUUUGGCCUGCAGCUCAACCUUUAUCUACUACCGUUAAAUCUGGGAUUACCAGUCAAACUAUUAUUGAAAAUGCCAUGCCAUCGAAUUCUUUCACUUCUUCGAAUGAUGACCAUACUGAUUUACAAUUAUCACAUAAGUUAGAUUCUACAAGUUUAAACUCUGAUCACAAUAAUGUUAAUGAUUAUUCAUUGCCAACAGAAUUUCAGCCCAUAAAAAAAGUGUUAUUUGACUUAAUUGAAAAUUGUCGUAAGGUUGGCGACAAACAAACUCAUCAUAAAUUAAUGAAUGUUGAAUAUUGUUUAAAUCAAUUCUAUAAAAAUAUAUCUACUGGUCAAUUACAAUUAGAUCAGAAUUCUAUGGAAUAUUUACAAUUUUGUAUUUCAUCUAUUCAAUCUAAUGAUUAUGUUAAUGCAUUAAAACAAAUAAAUUUAUUUAUACAAUCUGCUAUAGAAUUAUCAGAUAUUCAAUAUUAUGGACCAGCAUUAAAAAGAUUAAUUCAAAUUGCUAAACAAUUAUCUAUUAAUAUGAAUAAUAUUAAUCAUUGA
Messenger RNA from Schistosoma mattheei, 5238 nucleotides. The record is from the annotation of a GenBank genome assembly. Lineage: Eukaryota; Metazoa; Platyhelminthes; Trematoda; Strigeidida; Schistosomatidae.